Messenger RNA from Mangifera indica (mango), 2173 nucleotides. RefSeq lists its product as uncharacterized. NCBI's taxonomy places the organism in Eukaryota, Viridiplantae, Streptophyta, Magnoliopsida, Sapindales, Anacardiaceae. Bases 181 to 1845 code for a protein of 554 amino acids. The transcript is spliced from 8 exons. The record is from RefSeq and is a predicted model, not a curated record.
CAGGAAAAAUAGCAGAGUUAGUAAAAGAUAACAGGCGAAAUGAUAUUAUUUUUUUCUCGGAAAUGACCUUUCAAUGGCAUGUUAUGGAAUAAAGGAAUUUUAAUUUUGAAAAAUUGAAGUAAACUAGUUAAUUUUUCACAACUCCUUCGUACGUGUGAGUUAUAGAAGGGCAUUGCAUAAAUGCCUAACUUAUUCCGUCUCUCGCUCUCUUUCUUUUUAAAUCACAAAUUGAAUUCCCACCAAGUUUCUUCGCCACGCUUUAUCAUCAUCAAUUUUCUCCAACACUUGGCACCAAAACCCUAUUCUUUCUCAAUCGCCGAUGCCAUGCCGCCGUCGGGAGAGGGAGCCGCCGCAUCCUGUCGCUUUUGCUCGUGCUUCGCCGUCGAGAAUGGCGGUUCUCACGACCGUGAUAUUAACGGAUCCGGAGAUCGAGGCUGCAUGCAUUGCAAAAGGUCCGAUCCUUCUUCUUCAACUUCUUGUGACUCAUGCUUAUCGCUCUGGCUUGACCUUGUUUCCUUUAAGGACUCGGAUAAUCUUCGAAGAAUCAUCACUGCCUCGGUUAAAGGUUUCUCAAUUGGAGCUGGUCUCAAAGGAGGAUUAGCUCUCUUCUCCAUUCUUGCUCGGCUUAGACGCACUCGAUUAUCGUCCCCUGUUAGGAAAAUUGAGGUCUUUACAAAUAAGGAAGCAAUUACACUAGCUAUAAAAGAGACACUUAGAUACGGUCUUUUUCUUGGAACAUUUGCUGGCACAUUUGUUUCAGUGGAUGAGAUUAUCUGUGCUGUGGGGGGUCAUCGUAGGACGGCGAAAUGGAGGGCUCUAUUUGCUGGAUUGAUAGCAGGGCCUUCGAUGCUGCUCACUGGUCCAAAUACUCAGCAUACAAGCUUGGCAAUAUACAUACUGAUGCGUGCUGCAGUGUUGGCGUCACGAUGUGGAAUUAAGAGUGAACGCUUUGGGAGAUUUUGUAAACCUCUUACUUGGAAGCAUGGUGACAUCUUCCUUAUGUGCCUCUCUUCUUCACAAAUUUUGUCUGCUUACAUAUUGAAGCAAGAUAGUUUGGCUCCAUCUUAUAGGUCCUUUCUGAAUAAACAUGGUGGGAAGGAUAUCGUCAUUUUGCAAGGAGUGAAAGAUAUUGCAUGUGGCUUGCCUUUCUCUAAUUUGGAGGCAAUAGAGAAAUAUUACAAGGCCACUGGUGUUGACAUUAAACUAGAUCCAGCAAUGAAAGUCCCCUGCUCAAUCAUUCAUGCCAAUCAGGCUUGCUUUGAACAUGUUUUGUCUUUUCUUAUUCAAGCUUACAAAAGAGCCUUCCCAGUAUACCUUCCAGUUUAUUUAAUUCCUGCACUGAUAGUUCAUCGCCAAGGGCUAUUGAAAAGGCCUAACACUAUAUUGGGGAAGAGUCUUCUCGGUACUGCAAGAUCAAGCUUAUUUUUGUCUGCAUAUUGCACAUCUGCCUGGAUGUGGACAUGCCUACUUUUUAGGAUUUUCAGGAAAUGCAACAUUCCUAUGGUGGCAAUGGGAACGUUUCCUACCGGCUUGAGCUUGGCUAUUGAGAAAAAAAGCAGACGGAUUGAGAUCUCUCUCUACUGCCUUGCUCGGGCUAUUGAGAGCUUCUUUUCAUGCAUGGUUGACAUUGGAUAUUUGCCAGAGUCAAAGAGGUUUAAAAGAGCCGAUGUGGUGAUUUUCAGCUUAUCCACAGCUAUCAUAAUGCACUGCUAUGCACAGGAGAGAGACGUUUUUAAAUCCAAGUAUUUGAAUGUUCUCGAUUGGGUGUUUGGUGUGCCUCCUCACCUUGUGAAGCCCCACUCUGCUAAUAUAGUCAAAGAAACAAGCUCAGAAGAGAUUAUGUAGUGUGCUUAUGAACUUCUCAUCUCCCAAGUAUUCAAAUGAUGUGUCAUCAUAUAAUUGAAUAUUAUUUUAUUUUUAAUUCAAAAUCAUUCAAUCACAUGAUAACAUAUUAAGAUUAUGUAUGUUGUUUAAUUUUUAGAGAAAUCAUUAAGAUGCUUGUUAUGUGGGGAGGCAUACUUAAUGCCUGUUGGCCGAUUGAUGAUGCUUAGAUAUUGCAAAACUUUUGCUGUAUAGAAUUAGCCAAGUCUAGCUUUUGUCAUUGGAUUGCCGCAAAUGAAUAUAGUCAAUUGUUAAGAAUAAAUGGCAACCAAAAUGGGGCAAAAUUUCAGAA